Halichondria panicea is the source of this 564-nucleotide messenger RNA. Its product is annotated as TNF receptor-associated factor 4-like. The coding region runs from base 1 to 564 and encodes 187 amino acids. The transcript is spliced from 3 exons. NCBI's taxonomy places the organism in Eukaryota, Metazoa, Porifera, Demospongiae, Suberitida, Halichondriidae. Gene Ontology annotation, molecular function: metal ion binding. The record is from RefSeq and is a predicted model, not a curated record.
AUGCAGGGCCUAGCGGGUGUGGCUCACAGCGAGGUUGAUCUCUCUGUAUUCCCAGAACCUCCUGCUAUACAGAUGAUACAGCUGGCUGGAGAAAUGGCUAAAUUCAGUGGAGGUUAUGAUAACGAUUUUGUAGAUCAACCCCCCAAAUCUUUGGAGUGUUCGAUAUGCCUUUUGACGCUACGAAAUCCCAUGGUCAUCAGUUGCUGUGGUAACCACUAUUGUGAAGCUUGCAUUGGUCAAAUCACUAACAACAGAAAGCCUUGUCCUCUUUGCAAUUCUCCAGACUUCACGACGUUUCUCCACAAGGGUGUGGCCCGAGAGGUGAAUGCCCUGAGGGUGUAUUGUCCCAAGAAGGCCCAGGGCUGUGACUGGCAAGGGGAGCUAGGACAAGUGGACCGCCAUCUCAACCCCACGGCUAACUCUAGGGGAUGUGGCUUUGUCAUGGUUGAGUGCAAGUACAAGUGCGGGGGAUUGUUCGAGCGACGAGUGAUUGCUUCUCAUGAGACUGACGAUUGUGCUAAUCGACUAAUUGAAUUGCAGGUAGCUUUCUUGCUAGAAGAUUAG